Molecule: messenger RNA, 2055 nt
Organism: Dermatophagoides farinae (American house dust mite)
Lineage: Eukaryota; Metazoa; Arthropoda; Arachnida; Sarcoptiformes; Pyroglyphidae
Product: vesicular inhibitory amino acid transporter
Biological process (GO): amino acid transmembrane transport
Cellular component (GO): vacuolar membrane
Molecular function (GO): L-amino acid transmembrane transporter activity
Source: RefSeq, a predicted model, not a curated record
AAAUAAUUGAUCAACAACAACCAACAACAACAACAACAAAAAAAAAUUCACAAAAUGAAUGAUAAAGUAUCCAAUCUAUUCAAUACAUGGUCUUCAUUGAAAGAACGUGUUCGUAGUAAGAUUCCGGAAUCAUGUACUGAAGCUGUGGAAAAGAUUCGAAAUCGACGAGGUGAUGAACAUGAAAUGGGUACAUUUCGUACAUUUGAACAAACAAAUCAGACUGGUGGCUUACCGUAUGGCAGUCAAAUGACUAUGGAAGCUGGAACCGGAUAUGGUGAAUAUCAAGAUGGAGUACCGAAUGGUUAUUAUGAUGGACAACAACAACCACCACCACAUUUUGUUGAUCCACAUACUGGAACUUCGGGCAAAAUUUCUGCAUGGCAAGCUGGCUGGAACAUUACAAAUGCUAUACAGGGAAUGUUUAUCGUUUGUUUGCCAUACGCCGUUCUACAUGGUGGAUAUUGGGGUGUAUUCGUAUUGUUAUUUGUGGCGUAUAUUUGUUUCUACACCGGAAGAAUAUUAGUCCAUUGCCUUUAUGAACCAAACGAACAAGGGCAAAUGAUUCGAGUACGAGACAGUUAUGUAAAAAUAGCUGAAGCAUGUCUUGGUGAAAAAUAUGGUGGCAUAUUGGUGAAUACGGCACAGAUAAUUGAAUUAUUGAUGACAUGUAUUCUGUAUGUUGUGCUUAGUGGCGAUCUAAUGAUUGGCUCAUUUCCUGAGGGAGUCAUCGAUCAACGAUCAUGGAUGAUGAUAUCCACCAUGCUAUUAUUGCCAUGUGCAUUUCUUACCAAUUUACAUUCCGUAUCAACAUUAAGUUUCUGGUGUACGGUCACUCAUAUCAUUUUGAAUGUCAUCAUUUUAGGCUAUUGCUUCAUACAGAUUGGUGAUUGGCAAUGGUCCAAAGUAUCGUUACGUUUAGAUAUGGGCACAUUUCCUAUUACACUUGGCAUUGUUGUAUUUAGCUAUACAUCACAGAUUUUUCUUCCUACACUCGAAGGUAAUAUGCAAAAUCCUGAUGAAUUUGAAGAGAUGCUUAAAUGGAGCCAUAUUGCUGCUGGAUUAUCAAAGGCAUUGUUUGCAUUGAUCGGAUUUCUUACAUUCGGUGAAGAAACACAGGAUGUAAUUACCAACAAUCUUCCGACACGUGGUUUUCGUGGUCUAGUCAAUCUAACAUUGGUUGCAAAAGCUUUGCUAUCAUAUCCAUUGCCAUAUUUUGCUGCAGCUAGCCUCAUAGAAUCGGCAUUAUUUCGUGGUCGACCAACUGAACAACGUCCAGAUGGUGAAGGUGAUCAACCAUUUCCUACUUGUUGGGGCCGAGAUAAUGAACUACGAGUUUGGGCCGUUACUCUUAGAGUGUUGUUGGUAUUGUUCACCAUGUUCAUGGCUGUAUCGAUCCCACAUUUCGUCCUAUUGAUGGGUUUGAUUGGUAAUUUCACCGGUACAAUGUUAUCAUUUGUAUGGCCAUGUUAUUUUCAUAUGAAACUCAAAUGGUAUACACUUGACAUUCGUCAUAUUGCAUGGGAAGUGUUUAUCAUUUGUUGUGGUGUACUAUGCGGUAUCAUUGGCAUCAUAACUAGCUUUACGGCAUUGGUGGAAACCUAUCAUAUACCAUUACCAUAUCCAGAUCAGAAUGCUAUGCAAGGAUGAUUCGAAUGUCUCUGUCUCUGUUUUUUUUCCAAUAUAUCAUUAUAAUAUAUCCAGUUCUGGUUGAGAAAGAGUUUAGAAAAGAAAAAUUUUCCUGCGUUCCAGUUUUGUUUAUUGUUGUUGAACACAAUAUCUAUCUAUUUGUCUUUGCAUGUUUCAAUUAUCAUUCGAUUCAAGAUUCAUCUCAUUCAUUCUAUAUAUAUAGAAUAAGAUUUGUGUCCAAAAAUUUGUCUUCCAAUUUUCUGUUUUGUUCUUCUGAUCAUGUUCAUCAUUUAUGUGUUUGAUUGUUUGUUGAAUAGCCAAAAAAUUUAUAAAUCGCGCUAUGAUGAUCGAUUACAUUAUGAUGAUUCGAGAAAUACAAUAUUGUAAUUGUAAUUGAAUUAUAGAAAGAAAAAAAAAAAAUUAAAAUUA